AAUACUAUAUAAAUGAGAUCUUCCUCGUGGGUUCAAGCUUCUUUUUGCCCAUACUCAUCCACUCUUCUGUUGCCCACAACACAUACUCACAACUUCAAACAUCUCCAUCAUGAAGAGCGUCUUGUCCAAGGUUGCUGCCGUCCUCGCGGUAUGCUCGCCUGCCGUCUUGGCCGCUCCGCAGCCGCGCCAGAGCUCUCCCUCCUGGAGUGGCACCAACCUGUACUACCUCCAGGGUCUCUCCGACGACGACCAGGACGCCUACAUCCAGAAGCUGUCCGACUACAACGUCAAGGUGGUCCGCCUCUGGGCCAACCGACAGAGCUCAGGUUGCCAGAAGGGCAGCAAGCUCGUCAACGACGUUCCCGCCCUGGAGGACACCAUCGGCCAGUACAAUGAUGAGACCCUGGACGCACUGGACAAGGUCUUGGUGAAGCUGGUGGACAAGAACAUCAAGACAAUCAUCUCGCCUCACGACGGCAACUCUUUGAUUAACGACUACCGCAAGGAUGCCUACUACGACCGCUGGGGUCCCGGCUAUUUCUACGAGCAGCAGGAUGCUUUCGAUGCAUACGACAACCGCCUAACCCACAUCUUGAACUACAAGGGCGCGCACUCCGGAAAGGUGUGGAAGGAGUGGCCCGAGGCCAUUGUGAGCUUCAACUUGCAGAACGAGCCCAUGACUGCCCCCUAUAGCAACUGCCAGAACGGCGACCCUCACGGAUGGGCCUGUGGCCGUGCUCGUCACAUGCGGGACGUGCUUGGCGCCGACAACAGUAUCCUCAUCUCGACCGGUGGUCUGGGUGGCGACAUCUCCCAUGACUGCACGUUCUUGCCCGCUGUCACUGAGUGUGAUGCAGUCGAUGCCAUCUCUGUCCAUCGUUAUGCUAGUGUGCCUGGAUACUGGAGCGGGUCUUUCAGCAGCUGGCUGGACAAGAGCAAUGGCAAAAAGGUGUAUCUGGAAGAAUGGGGCAUUGACGCAUCCAAGUACGACCGGAACUUUGCCUUCCCCUCCGAGGUCGAGGACAUGAACUCUGCCGGUCUGCCUAGCCUGUACUGGCAGAUCCUCCCUGCGGGUUCGAGCGAAUGCUCAUACGACCCCAGCCAGGACAGUGGCGACAAGUUUGGCAUCUUCGACAACUCUGGCGUCGAUUUGGCCGGACCGAUCAAUGGAGCCACUGGAGUUGCCGCCGCCCAGGACUGGACGGGUAGUGUGUACUGAGGCUCGUCGCUUGGAUGAGAAUAUGAACAUGAAGGAUUAGGCGCAGUAUGUAUAUAUAGUAUAUACGAAAUAACUUGAGGUGUGUCAUGACGU
Emericellopsis atlantica is the source of this 1312-nucleotide messenger RNA. RefSeq names its product glycoside hydrolase superfamily. Gene Ontology annotation, molecular function: hydrolase activity, hydrolyzing O-glycosyl compounds. The record is from RefSeq and is a predicted model, not a curated record. Bases 110 to 1219 code for a protein of 369 amino acids. The transcript is spliced from 3 exons. NCBI's taxonomy places the organism in Eukaryota, Fungi, Ascomycota, Sordariomycetes, Hypocreales, Bionectriaceae.